Messenger RNA from Scaptodrosophila lebanonensis, 1125 nucleotides. It is a transcript of the gene Mlc-c, whose product is annotated as myosin-2 essential light chain. The transcript has 3 exons. Gene Ontology annotation, molecular function: calcium ion binding; myosin heavy chain binding. The record is from RefSeq and is a predicted model, not a curated record. Gene Ontology annotation, cellular component: myosin II complex. NCBI's taxonomy places the organism in Eukaryota, Metazoa, Arthropoda, Insecta, Diptera, Drosophilidae. The coding region runs from base 106 to 549 and encodes 147 amino acids.
CAACGAUUGAUAAAGAGGCCGAAAAGGCACAACAGACGGCAAAAAGAGGCAAAGAGACAAUAAAUUAAUAACUUAUUCAAUAAAAGAACUCAAAGAUUUAAUAAUAUGGCUGCUUACACCGAAGAUCAAUUGGCUGAAUUCCAGGAGGCCUUCAGUCUGUUCGACAACAGAGGCGAUGGAAAGAUUCAGCUGAGCCAGGUCGGGGAAUGCCUGCGAGCAUUGGGCCAGAAUCCCACCGAGUCGGAUGUGAAGAAGUGCACGCAUCAGCUGAAGUCGGAUGAGCGUAUUUCAUUCGAGGUCUUCCUACCUAUUUACCAGGCCAUUUCCAAGGCACGUUCCGGCGACACGGCCGACGAUUUUAUCGAGGGCUUGCGCCACUUCGACAAGGAUGCCAGCGGCUAUAUAUCUUCGGCCGAGCUGCGUCAUCUCUUGACCACGUUGGGCGAAAAAUUGACCGACGAGGAGGUCGAACAGUUGCUGGCCAAUAUGGAGGAUCAGCAGGGUAACAUAAACUAUGAGGAGUUUGUGCGUAUGGUGAUGAACGGUUAAUGGUCAACGGCUCCAAAUACUAACAGCGAACAGCAGAGCCACUGCAAAAAAGACGACAGCAACAACAACACUCACCUGCCAUGCUAGCUAGCCGUUCAUUCCGCAAAUUCCAAUUCCAAUUUUUUUCAAUUAUAACAACGACACGUUUUUUCCUUUUUGUUUUUGUAAGAAAACAGCUCGACAACACCUGUAGCUAAAAUCUAACAAGCCCUUCCGACUUUCUAAACUAAUGUGAAUCACAAUGAAAAUGAUUCAGUGUGUUGGGUUCGGCUCAGUUCAAUGUUCAAAAUGAAUUUUGAACAAAUUAUAGAAUUGUUAGAAGCCCGUCUGUGCAAAUAUGUAAUAUUCCUGAUAAUUAUUCCUGUUAACAACACCACAGAACACUAACUAAUACAGUAAUAUCAAGUCGUUUUUUGAAUAUAUUAAUAACGUUACAUAUGUAUAUGAUGCAGGGUAAUAUCAAAAUUCACGUACAUACAUAUAGCCGCGUCGAUAACUUAUUAUCUAUACAUACAUAUAUCUCUCUAUCUAUCUAAUACCUUUGCGUAUUAUUCUAAAAAAAAAGAACAGUUAUUA